Molecule: messenger RNA, 3768 nt
Organism: Drosophila serrata
Lineage: Eukaryota; Metazoa; Arthropoda; Insecta; Diptera; Drosophilidae
Gene: Vav
Product: Vav guanine nucleotide exchange factor
Biological process (GO): cell migration; regulation of GTPase activity
Cellular component (GO): cytoplasm
Molecular function (GO): guanyl-nucleotide exchange factor activity; protein binding
Source: RefSeq, a predicted model, not a curated record
UUAUGUUUGUUUCUAGCAUUACAGUUUCAUGUAAGCGACCCUAUCCCCUUUCGCUCGCGGAUUUCAGCGACAAGCAAGAAAAAAAACAUACAAGCAGAAAAGUGUAGUGCGGUGCAGCUUAAGGGAAAUCGUUCCAAAAUAUCUAGUGUGCUUUUUGUUAUUGUGUUCUGUGAAUGCAUCGCUUCCUGGCUCGUGACCCAACAGCCAACUGAUGAGUCUCAAUUGUUUUCAUUAACGCAACAAAAACCCCGCCCCUCCCUCCUGCGUUCUAUCUGCUGGCCACUUCACGCCCGUUCUGGUCAGCUUUCAGUUAUUCUGCUGAUCCACAACAUACGCGCAUAUCAAAAGCUCCGACUACAGCUCCACUACUCAUAUCCGCAAUGGCAAGCAAUAGUUUUGGCAGUGCCGUUGGUGGAGGCGUGGCAGGUGUGAACUCGGAUCUGUGGCGCGAGUGUGUUGCAUGGCUGAUCAGGUGUAAGGUCAUCCCGAGCGACCACAAAGCCGCUCAGUCGGAUGCCGAGAUCCGGAGUCUGGCGAUGACAUUGCGAGACGGAGUGCUGCUAUGCAACCUAGUCAUGUUUCUGGAACCUAACAGCAUGGAUUCGCGUGAGCUGCAUCGCAAGCCACAAAUGGCACAGUUUCUGUGCAGCAAGAAUAUCAAAUUGUUUCUGGACGUGUGCCGCAACAACUUCGGAAUCCGGGACGCUGACCUUUUCGAACCAACAAUGUUGUAUGACCUGACAAAUUUCCAUAGAGUGCUCAUCACGCUCUCAAAGUUGUCACAGUGCCGUAAGGUGCAACUUAUGCACCCGGAUCUUAUUGGCUUCAAUCUGCAGCUGUCGCCCAGUGAGCGUUCCCAUUCAGACGAAGCCAUCUACAAGGACCUGCAUUCCACCGAUCUUAACAUGCGAAAGGCAAGCAGCAUCGACGCAUCCGGCUCGUCGUCGACGGAAUACUAUGACCUCAACUCGCAGAGUGGAUCGUUGUCGGUGGAGGACGAGAACAGCGACAUCACCAUCGAGAACGGUACCGAGGAUAUUGACGAUUACAUCGAAGACUCGCUCUCCAACAUGUGUGACUCGGCCAUCGAUCCCGAUGGGUAUGGAGGGGACAUGGAUAAAGGCUCUCUGUCAGCCGUCCAGGGUAGCAAUUCAUGCGGUCUCCCCUUCGAUUCCACCCUCGAUGCAGUUGGCUCCACCUCGGACUCCGCCUCGGCAGCGGUCACGCCCACACCGGAAUCCUUUGACCAGAAAAACAAGUCACUCAUCCCAAGUGCUGCUGCCACCGCGCCUGCUUUCAAUUCCGAUUUCAAUGCUCCCGGGUCUUCGAUGGAGCGACUUAUAUCCAGCUCUUCGUCUUCCACAUCUCUUUUCAUCAGCGAGAGCCAGCGGCUGCAGCGGGCAGCUGCCGCUGUUUACAACUACCGCUCUUCGAUGGCAUCGACGGAACACGAGUACGCCUACAUUUACAGCGAGGACGACGACAAGGUCUACGAGGAUCUAUGCUACGUCACCUUCCAGACGAUAAACAAACCUGAGGUUACCACCGACAAUAUUGCAUGCAAUGGAACUGGUUACGAUCACACCAACACAAAAGAAGAGGAGGUGUACCAAGACCUGUGCGCGUUGCACAGGACGAGUAAAAGCCAGACCACAUCGCCGACGAGCUUGGAGCAGCGCGACUACGUAAUUCGGGAGCUGAUAGACACUGAGUCCAACUACCUAGACGUACUCAACGCGCUGAAGACCAAGUUCAUGACUCCACUGGAGCGUCAUCUCAGCCAGGAAGAGCUGCGUACCAUCUUCCCACGCAUUCGAGAACUUUCUGACAUCCAUACCAGUUUCCUAGAUAAGCUCCGAGAGUCGCUGCUACCGAAUGCAAAUAAGAAGAUGGCCCGUUUUCUCGAAUUUCGCGAGUCAUUCUUGAUUUACGGCGAAUACUGUUCGUGCCUGCUUCGCGCCAUCGACUUCCUCGCGGACGUGUGCAAGAAAAACCAGAUCAUCGAUCAGUUGGUGCAGAAGUGCGAGCGCGACUACAACGUGGGAAAGCUGCAGCUGCGCGACAUCCUGUCGGUGCCUAUGCAGCGAAUCCUUAAAUAUCACCUAUUGCUGGACAAGUUGGUGAAGGAGACGUCGCCGCAGCACGAAGACUAUCGUUCUCUUGAGCGUGCCAAGGAGGCCAUGAUUGAUGUGUCCCAGUACAUUAACGAAGUGAAGCGAGAUUCCGAUCACCUGGUCAUCAUUCAGAAGGUGAAGGAUAGCAUAUUCGACCUCCACCUGCUGCAAAAUGGCAACGGUUGCGAUCUUCUACAAUUUGGGCGGCUGCUCCUAGACGGCGAACUUAACAUUAAAGCUCAUGAGGACCAGAAAGUUAAGCUGCGCUAUGCUUUCGUCUUCGACAAGAUCCUUAUAAUGGUUAAGGCCCUUCACAUUAAAACGGGCGAUAUGCAAUACACCUAUCGUGACUCGCACAAUUUAGCCGACUACCGAGUGGAACAGGGGCCAUCCCGCCGUUUGCUCGGCCGCGAUACCCGCUUCAAGUAUCAGCUCCUGCUGGCACGCAAAUCCGGGAAAACAGCUUUCACCCUGUACCUCAAGACGGAACCUGAGCGGGAUAAGUGGCGGAAAGCGCUUACCGAAGCCAUGGAAAGUCUUGAACCGUUCGGCUGUCGAAGUACAGACCACAAAAUGGAGAUAUUUACUUUCGAUCAACCAACUACGUGUCGGCAUUGCUGCAAGUUUCUUAAGGGUCGCAUUCACCAAGGCUACCGGUGCAAAGUAUGUCAGAUCAGUGUACACAAGGGCUGCAUCUCGUCAACGGGCCGCUGCCAGCAGAAUCUUGUGAGUGUGCCGCCGCCCGUAUGCGACAGGCAGCUAUCCGCAUUUAAUUGGUUCGCGGACAACAUGGACCGCGAAACGGCAGCACAACGGCUGGAGAAUCGUCGCAUCGGUACCUAUUUGCUGCGCGUCCGUCCCCAAGGUCCGUCAACUGCCCACGAAACGAUGUAUGCUCUCAGCCUGAAAACCGAUGAUCAUGUAAUUAAGCAUAUGAAAAUCAACCAGGAGAACUCCGGCGAUUCCAUGCUCUACUGCCUGUCCUCGCGACGGCACUUCAAGACCAUCGUUGAACUGGUUUCCUAUUAUGAACGCAACGAUCUUGGGGAGAACUUUGCGGGACUCAAUCAGUCCCUGCAGUGGCCCUACAAGGAGGUAAUCGCAACCGCUUUAUACGACUUUGAGCCAAGGGCUGGCAGCAAUCAGCUGCAACUGCGCACCGAUUGCCAGGUUUUGGUCAUAGGAAAGGAUGGCGACAGUAAGGGAUGGUGGCGUGGAAAAAUCGGAGACACGGUGGGUUACUUCCCAAAGGAUUACGUCCAGGAGCAGAAACCGGCCAGCGAAGAGCUUUGAUACUAUAACUACGAGGUCUACUUUGCACCCAAAGCCAUCAAGCCCACAAAGGCAGCCAUUGCCGAAUUACCAGAAGAAGGAGCUAGAGCUGGAUCUGAUCAUGAAGAAACUCUCGAGGAGAGGGUGACCAGUAUCAACAACUGCAGCUAUAUUGCAUCCUAGUUAAAUAUGUAUAUGUGAAUUUACAAAUGUGUAUUAUUUAUCAUUAAGGUUUUUUUUUUAAUUUUUGUUUAUCGUUUUUUGUUUACCAUUUAUUUUGUUAUCUCGAAACACUUGUGCCAAUCCCUUCGACAAUUAGAACACCCAAAUCGAAACAAAAAAGUAUAUAGCCAAACACAAGUUAAAACAGAAAAAAAAAAAA